Molecule: messenger RNA, 6891 nt
Organism: Engraulis encrasicolus (European anchovy)
Lineage: Eukaryota; Metazoa; Chordata; Actinopteri; Clupeiformes; Engraulidae
Gene: otofa
Product: otoferlin a
Exons: 46
Coding region: 290-6505 (2071 amino acids)
Biological process (GO): synaptic vesicle priming; plasma membrane organization
Cellular component (GO): synaptic vesicle membrane; presynaptic active zone membrane
Molecular function (GO): calcium ion binding; AP-2 adaptor complex binding
Source: RefSeq, a predicted model, not a curated record
AGAGAAGCAGAGCGCCAAUCCCUGCAUUCCUGCCACAAACGGUGGGGCAAGAUGCGAGAUGCACUUUCAUAAUUCGCACCGCGGCACUUUUGUGUGAUCAAAACGUAUUUUUUGCCUUCUCUUGACUUCACGAGUGGAUUCUUGUUUUUGUUUUUUUGUGUUUGAGGGUUUUUGGAGUGUAUCUGGAGUCGAUCAAUUAAGAUUUGGCCGAAUGCGAACGUGCGUGCACAAUUGGUUUUCCAAUUGACACUUCAGGUCCACUUGAGCUGCGGGAUCAAUCUAAGUUGACAUGGCUUUAGUGGUGCGCCUGAAGACCGUCUCCUUCUUGAGGGGGAAAGCGGACCGAGUCGCCAAAGUAACGUUUCGAGGUCUGCCGUUCUUCACACGUAUCCUGGAGGCCUGUGAGGAUGAAGCCAGAUUUGAACAGGUGUUCCGCUGGCCCAUCGGCAGUGUGGUGGACGGUAACGAGAUGCUGGAGGUGCAGGUCUUCAACUUCAGCAAGGUCUUCACCAACAGGCUCAUCGGUACGUUCCGUAUGGUUCUACAGAAGGUGGUGGAAGAGGGCUAUCUGGAGGUGUCUGAUACACUUCUCGAUGACAACAACACAGCUAUACCAACCACCGUCUCUUUAGAGCUCCGGUACCAGACCAUGGACAUGAGUGUACGGGUCUGGAACGACGGGGAGUUCCUGGGCCUUCCGGAAGAUUCCGAUGGGAUGUUCCAGUUUGAGACGGACAGUCUGAUAUCGGGACAGAGCCCCAGUUCCUCUGUGUCGCCAGGGCGUCGCUCCAUGCACAGCUCUAUCCCCGCUUUCAGGAAAGCAGGAAAAGGUGUUUUCUCCGCCAUGAAGCUUGGGAAAAAUCGACUCUAUAAAGACGAUCACAAAAGAUCAUGUUCAGACGAUGCUGCUGUGCUGGAGACGGAGGAUCUGGACCGCAAGGCCAUGCGCCUGGGGGGUGCUCUGGACCCGGACACCAUCUCCCUCGCCUCCGUCACCGCGGUAACGACCAACGUCUCCAAUAAGAGGUCCAAGCCUGAUAUAAAGAUGGAGCCUAGUUCUGGACGUCCAGUGGAUUAUCAGAUCAGUGUGACGGUGAUCGAGGCUCGGCAGCUGGUGGGCCUGAACAUGGAUCCUGUGGUGUGUGUGGAGAUAGGGGAUGACAAGAAGUACACAUCCAUGAAGGAGUCCACCAACUGCCCUUACUAUAACGAGUACUUUGUGUUCGACUUCCACGUCCCGCCAGAUGUGAUGUUUGACAAAAUCCUAAAAAUCUCGGUGAUCCACUCUAAGAACCUGCUCCGCAGUGGAACUCUGGUGGGAACAUUCAAGAUGGACGUGGGCACCGUCUACUCACAACCUGAUCACCAGUUUUACCAUAAGUGGGCCAUGCUGUCCGACCCGGAUGACAUAACCGCAGGCUGCAAAGGCUACGUGAAGUGUGACAUCGCCGUGGUGGGGAAAGGAGACAACAUCAAGACCCCUCACAAGGCCAACGAAGCAGAGGAAGAGGAUGACAUUGAAGGGAACCUGCUCCUGCCAGAGGGCGUGCCUGCUGAGAGGCAGUGGGCUCGGUACUACGUCAAGAUCUACCGGGCCGAGGGCCUGCCCAAGAUGAACACCAACAUCAUGGCCAACGUGAAGAAGGCUCUCAUCGGGGAGAACCGUGACCUGGUGGACCCCUACGUGCAGGUGCAAUUCUCUGGACAGAAGGGCAAGACCUCCGUUCAGAAGAGCAGCUACGAGCCCAUUUGGAACGAGCAGGUCAUCUUCACCGAGAUGUUCCCGCCCAUGUGCAAGCGCAUCAAGGUCCAGAUCCGAGACUCCGACAAGGUCAAUGACGUGGCCAUCGGAACGCACUUCAUUGACCUGCGCAAGAUUGCAAAUGACGGAGAUAAAGGCUUCCUGCCCACCAUGGGCCCUGCGUGGGUGAACAUGUACGGCUCCACGCGUAACUACACCCUGAUGGACGAGCACCAGGACCUGAACGACGGGCUGGGCGAGGGCGUGUCCUUCAGAGCCCGUCUCCUGAUUGGUGUUGCCGUGGAGAUCCUGGACACCACCUCCCUGGACAUCGUGAGCUCCACAGAGGUGCAGAUGGAGCCCGUGUCUAACAUCUCAGAGAGUGCUACGGGGAAGGUGGAGGAGUUCUUCCUCUUCGGAGCUUUCCUGGAGGCCACCAUGAUUGACAGGAAGAUCGGAGACAAGCCAAUCAGCUUCGAGGUCACGAUAGGUAACUACGGUAACCUGAUUGACGGGGUGAGCAAGCCGCCCUCCUCGGGGAGGAAGAGGAAGAAAGAUGGCGGCACAGAGAGCGACGAGGAGGAGUCGGAGCUCAUCCAGCAGCACUCCAGCGACGAGGAGGCAGAAGACAACGGCGACCUGGUGUCAGUGUCCUCCACGCCCGCCAUGAAGCCCGUCAUCACUGACAGGAACUACUUCAGCCUGCCCUACUUUGCGAAGAAGCCGUGCAUCUACAUCAAGAGCUGGUGGCAAGACCAAAGGCGGCGACUCUACAACUCCAACAUCAUGGACAAGAUUGCAGAUAAGCUGGAGGAGGGCCUGAAUGAUGUGCAGGAGAUGAUUAAGACAGAGAAGGCCUACCCUGAGCGCCGGCUGAGAGGGGUACUGGAGGAACUCAGCACUGGAUGCAGCCGCUAUGUCACACUGGCCAACAAGGACCAGAACCUGCCGGGGAGAACCAAGCUGGACCGCGAGAGGCUCAAGUCCUGCAUGAGGGAGAUGGAUAAUCUGAGCCAGCAGGCGAAGGCUAUCCGCUCGCAGGUGAAGAAGAACACUGUCAGAGACAAGCUCAAGCUGGUGCACAACUUCCUGCAGAGGCUGAGAUUCCUGGCGGAGGAGCCCCAGCACAGCAUUCCUGACGUCUUCAUUUGGAUGCUGAGCAACACCAAGCGUGUGGCGUACGCCCGUGUGCCCUCCAAAGACAUCCUGCACUCCAUCGUGGGCGAGGAGACGGGCAAGGACUGUGCCAAAGUCAAGACCGUCUUCCUCCGGCUGCCAGGUAAGAAGGGCUUUGGGCCUGCAGGCUGGACGGUGCAGGCCAAGCUGGAGGUCUACCUGUGGCUGGGCCUCAACAAGCAGCGCAAGGACUUCCUCAGCGGCCUGCCCAGCGGCUACGAGGAGAACAAGGCCGACAAGACCACCGGCCUGCCCUCCGUGCCCCCCAUCAGCCUGGUCUACAGCAUGAAACAGGUCUUUCAGCUGAGGGCCCACAUGUACCAGGCGCGAAGCCUGUUUGCCGCCGAUAGCAGCGGCCUCUCCGAUCCCUUCGCCAGAGUCUUCUUCUCCACCUACAGUCAGGUCACAGAGGUGCUGAGCGAGACCUUGUGUCCUACGUGGGAUCAGCUGCUGGUGUUUGACAAUGUGGAGCUGUACGGGGAGGUGGGGGAGCUGCGUGACGACCCGCCCAUCAUCGUCAUCGAACUCUACGACCAGGACACGGUGGGCAAGGCGGAGUUCAUUGGCCGGUCGUUUGCCAAGCCCCUGACCAAGAUGAUUGACGAGCACUAUGGGCCGCCCCGCUUCCCCCCUCAGCUGGAGUACUACCAGGUCUUCAGGGGCAACUGCUGGGCCGGCGAGCUGCUUGCUGCCUUUGAGCUGCUCCAGGUGCCCUAUGACGAUGAGGAGAUACGGAGGGCUCUAAUCGCUGUGCAUAACUUUGCUGUUCCUCAGAUCAAGGUGGGGGCGGCUGGUAAAAGUGGCUUGCCGCCCAUCAUCGGGCCAACAGACUCGGACAGAGGGCCCAUCCUGCCUGUCCCGCUCGGAAUCCGGCCCAUUCUCAGUCGGUACAGAAUUGAGGUGUUGUUCUGGGGCCUGAGGGAUCUGAAGCGGGUGAACCUGGCCCAAGUGGACCGUCCGCGAGUGGACAUCGAGUGCGCUGGACGAGGGGUGCAGUCUUGCCUCAUCCAGAACUACAAGAAGAACCCCAACUUCAGCACCCUUGUCAAAUGGUUUGAAGUGGACCUGCCAGAGAACGAGCUGCUGCACCCUCCCCUGAACAUCCGGGUGGUGGACUGCCGAGCAUUCGGCCGCUACACCCUGGUGGGCACGCACACCGUCACCAGCCUCCGCAAGUUCCUCUACACCCCGCCAGACAAGAGAGAGAGCUCCGUUAGCAACUGGGGCCACACAGCUAGCCUCCUGAAUGGCUACACCACUCUGACCAAUGGGGCGUCCCGCUCUCGCUCCCACUCCCGCACCCCCUCUCGCCCCCCAGGUGAUGUCACUGUGGAGCUGGAGAUGAGCGUCAUGAGGAUGGAGACCAUCGUGAAGCUGGACGCCAUGUCUGAUGCAGUUGUUAAAAUUGAUAUGGUACAGAAUGAAGAGGAGAAGGAGAAGGAGAAGGAGGGCAAGAAGAAGAAGAAAAAGAAGAAGGGAGAAGAGGCGGAGGAGGAGGAGUUAGACGAGAGCACGCUGGACUGGUGGUCCAAGUACUUUGCCUCCAUAGACACCAUGAUGGUGGCGCUGCGGGCCCAGGAGGCAGCCCAGGCUGAGGCCGAUGAGAAGGAGGAGCUGGAGAUCGCUGCAGAGGGAGGAGCAGGCACACUCAAUCUUAAAGUCGAUGACUGCUCUCUGAAAGGGCCAAGGCUGCGCGAGAAGUCGAGGGACAGGUUCAAGGUCACCAAGGACAAGCGGAAGAGCCAUCCACAUCCUGCAGACGCCCCGGAUAAGAGGCUGCCUGUCAAGCCCAGAGUGGACGAGCUGAUGGCGUAUAACAGGGAGCUGGAGAGCGAGUUCAGCAACUUUGAGGACUGGCUGCACACCUUCAGCCUCUACAGGGGCAAAGCUGGCGACGAUGAGGAGCAUCACAUGGCGGACGAUGACAGGAUCGUGGGCAGAUUCAAGGGGUCCCUGUGCCUGUACAAGCUGCCCCUGUCAGACGAGUUCUGCAGAGAGGCAGGCUUCGACCCCAACAUGGGCAUGUUCCAGAACAUUCCCCACAAUGACCCAAUCAACGUGCUCGUCAGAGUGUAUGUGGUCCGGGCCACUGACUUACAUCCAGCUGACAUCAAUGGCAAAGCCGACCCCUACAUCGCCAUCAAACUGGGGAAGACAGAGCUGAAGGACAAGGAGAAUUAUAUCUCCAAACAACUCAAUCCCGUUUUUGGAAAGUCCUUUGACAUCGAGGCCACGUUCCCCAUGGAGUCCAUGCUGACUGUGUCUGUGUACGACUGGGAUCUGGUGGGCACAGACGACCUGAUUGGCGAGACCAGGAUCGACCUGGAGAACCGCUACUACAGCAAGCACAGGGCCACCUGCGGCGUAGCAGCCAACUACUCUGUCCAUGGUUACAACAUAUGGCGGGACCCUCAGAAGCCGACCCAGAUCCUGGCCAAGCUGUGCAAGGACGGCAAGCUGGAUGGGCCACACUACGGGCCGGGGGGCAGGGUGAAGGUGGCCGGACGCAUCUUCACCGGACCCACUGAGAUGGAAGAUGAGAAUGGGCUGAAGAAGCAGACAGAGGAGCACCUGGCCCUGACGGUGCUGAGGCACUGGGAGGACAUGCCGCGAGUGGGCUGCAGACUCAUCCCAGAACACGUGGAGACGCGGCCACUACACCACCCAGACAAACCUGGCAUUGAACAGGGUCGUCUCGAGAUGUGGGUAGACAUGUUUCCCAUGGACAUGCCUGCGCCAGGACCCGCCGUCGACAUCUCGCCACGGAAACCAAAGAGUUUUGAGCUGCGCGUUAUAAUUUGGAACACUGAUGACGUAGUUCUAGAAGACGAUGCGUUCAUGACAGGAGAGAAGAUGUCUGACAUCUAUGUCAGGGGCUGGCUGAAGGGCCAACAAGAGGACAAGCAGGACACGGACGUGCACUACCACUCCCUGACAGGAGAGGGCAACUUCAACUGGCGCUACGUCUUCCCCUUCGACUACCUGAUGGCCGAGGAGAAGAUUGUCAUGUCCAAGAAGGAGUCCAUGUUCUCCUGGGACGAGACGGAGUACAAGAUCCCGGCGCGCCUUACACUGCAGGUCUGGGACGCCGACCACUUCUCUGCAGACGACUUCCUGGGUGCCAUUGAGCUAGACCUGAACCGGUUCCCGCGUGGGGCCAAGACGGCUAAGCAGUGCUCUCUGGACAUGGUGCUGAAGGCCCAAGACAUGCCCACCAUCUCCAUCUUCAAGCAGAAGAGGGUGAAGGGCUGGUGGCCAUUCGCGGCCCGGGACGAGAACGACGAGCUCACGCUAACGGGCAAGGUGGAGGCAGAGCUUCACCUGAUGACUGCAGAGGAGGCCGAGAAGAGUCCCGUGGGGCUGGGCCGCAACGAGCCUGACCCCCUGGAGAAACCCAACCGGCCCAGUAACAGCCUGGCGUGGCUGCUGAUGAGCCCGCUGCGGGUGACCUGCCUGCUGGCCUGGCGCCAGUACCGCCUCCACUUCCUGGUCCUGCUGCUGCUGCUGCUCACCCUCCUCUUCCUCGCCCUGCUCUUCACCUCCAUGCCAUCAGCCCUCAGCAUGAAGAUCUUCAACCUGCCAGGCUGAUGCAGGUGUAGCCUAUGCAGUGCAUUGCACACACAAGAAGAGAUGUGCAUACACAUAAAGAAGGGGUGGGGAACCUAUGUCUUGAGGGCCAUUUACGGCCCUUGAGGGAGUCUUAUCUGGCCCCCGAUAUGAUGUUAUGCAGCUUCACAUGAAAUGUGACAUGUUUUGUAAAGGAAUCUUUGAAAAUACAUUUGCAAUACAAUUACUGUAAGUUAUAUUUCAGGGGACCUACAGUAGAGAAGAUGUGGUCUUUUUUUAAAGUAGUCUGGCCCUCGGAGGACUUUCACAACCCUUGGAGGAAAUUGAAGUGGCCCCUCGAAUAAAAAAGGUUCUCCACACCUGACAUAAGGAAACGCACAUACAUGCAUGUAAAUCCAUGCCCAUGC